CUUGGGCACCGUGCGCGCAGGCGCGCUGGCUCGCAGCUGGCUCCUGGCAGCCCUGGAAUUAGGCUUCGUCUGCCACGAUUGCGGGCAGUCGCGGACCGGCAGCCUCAGUGUCACCUGUGCACCUGUAGGAGCUGCCGAAGCUCCGCCGCGUCCCCAGACCUCUGCAGUCCCCGGGAGGCUCGUGUGCCCGGCACAGUCUGAGAAGUGCUGCUGGCCAUCGUUUGCUUCUGCACCACAGAAAAAGAAACUCGGGCGUGGGCAUGGGUUCUGUACCUUGCCUCAGGUUACGCUUGAAGUGCCGUGUGCAUCCAAGCUCAAGGUUGUCCUGGCCAGACCGUUAAGGUCGUCCAGUGCAGGUGGCAGAAGAUUCUGGGCAUCCGGCCCUCACCAGGAAGCACAGGCCUUGUUGGACGCCUGCCUUCUCCUCCCACAGGCUUAUCAGUUGUCAGUUACUCCCAGCCUCAUAUCAAGUCCCGCAUUGUUCCUGGUGCACUGCCUUGGAGAUUCCCAGGCUUUGUUUUAUGGACCAGCGCUUUCAGUGGAAGCAUUGUAGAAGCGCUUAGAGGGCUGGGUUCCAGCAGAGUUGGCUGUGAUCCCUGCUACUAACUGUUCCUUCUCCCUCAGGGACCAGAAUGGCAAGACGGCAGGUGGCCACGAGCCCUGCUCAGUGCUCUUGGGGCUGAGGCUGGGGCUGGCAGCCAUGGGGCUGCCUCAUCCCCAGGCCUGGUUGUUGGGCCUCCCCACGGCAGUGGUCUAUGGCUCCCUGGCCCUCUUCACCUCCAUCCUGCACAAUGUGUUCCUGCUCUACUACGUGGACACCUUUGUUUCCGUGUACAAGAUCAACAAAGUGGCCUUCUGGGUCGGAGAGACGGUGUUUCUGCUCUGGAACAGCCUCAACGACCCCCUCUUCGGCUGGCUCAGUGACCGCAAGUUCCUCAGCUCCCAGCCCGGGUCAGGCACUGGGCUCUCCUCGAGGGCCGUGGUGCUGGCCCGGGUUCGGGCGCUGGGCUGGCACGGGCCGCUGCUGGCGCUGUCCUUCCUGGCAUUCUGGGUGCACUGGGCCCCAGCCGGCCUGCAGUUCUUGCUGUGCCUGUGCCUCUAUGACGGCUUCCUGACGCUCGUGGACCUGCACCAUCACGCCUUGCUGGCUGACCUGGCCCUGUCGGCCCACGACCGCACCCACCUCAACUUCUACUGCUCCCUCUUCAGCGCGGCUGGCUCCCUCUCUGUCUUCGCCUCCUACCCCUUCUGGAACAAGGAGGACUUCUCCUCCUUCCGUGCCUUCUGUGUGGCACUGGCUGCCGGCUCUGGGCUGGGCUUUCUAGGGGCCACACGACUGCUGAGGCGGCGGGUCGAAGUGGCCAGAAGGGAGCCAGGGUGCUCAGCCCUGGCUGUGGACGGCGGCCAGUGUGAAGAGGAGCUGCUGGUGGGCGCUGAAGAAGCGGGCAGCAUCACCUUGGGCCAGUACCUCCGGCAGCUGGCACGCCACCAAAACUUCCUGUGGUUCGUGGGCAUGGACCUGGUGCAGGUCUUCCACUGCCACUUCAACAGCAACUUCUUCCCCCUCUUCCUGGAGCAUCUGUUGUCGGACCAAAUCUCCCUCUCCACCGGCUCCUUCCUGUUGGGCAUCUCCUAUGUCGCUCCCCAUCUCAACAACCUCUACUUCCUGCCCCUGUGCCGUCGCUGGGGCGUCUACGCCGUGGUGCGGGGGCUCUUCCUCCUCAAGCUGGGCCUCAGCCUGCUCAUGCUGGCGGCGGGCCCGGACCACCCGGGCCUGCUCUGCUUCUUCAUCGCCAGGUAUGCCCCUGCCCCGCCCGGGCCCUGCACCCCACCCCGCCCUUUCAUCCCGCCUGCUCUCCCUACUGGCAGCAACCGCGUCUUCACUGAGGGCACCUGCAAGCUGCUGACCCUGGUGGUCACGGACCUGGUAGACGAGGACCUGGUAUUGAACCACCGCAAGCAGGCGGCCUCAGCGCUCCUCUUUGGCAUGGUCGCCCUGGUGACCAAACCAGGCCAGACUUUCGCUCCACUCCUGGGCACCUGGCUACUCUGCUUCUAUACAGGUCAUGAUCUCUUCCAGCAGCCCCCAAUGACCCCAGUGGGGAGUGCCCACCCCUGGCCAGAGCCCCCAGCCCCAGCCCCGGCGCGGGCCCCAGCGCUCCGCCAGGGCUGCUUCUACCUAUUGGUGCUGGUGCCCAUCACCUGUGCACUGCUGCAGCUCCUCACCUGGUCUCAGUUCACGCUGCACGGGAGACGCCUGCACAUGGUCAAGGCCCAGCGCCAGAACCUGGCUCAGGCUCAAAGCUUGGAUGUUAAGACGGUGUGAGAGGUGCAGCAAGGCUGCCCUGUGGACAACAGCGCCCACAUCCUGGGGCAGGUGCCACUUUUGCCAGCUGCAUCCUGCUCCUCUACCAUCAGCUACAGGACAGAUGGUGGGAGGAGCACCUGGGGCCGAGCCAGGAACGUCACUGAGGGCCAAGAGCCUGCUUGGCCUGGGCAAGGGCUGGGCCCUAUAUGCUCAGGGGCCUGCUUCUCUUGGGGGGCAGAAAGAUGAGGGCUCAGAGGAUGGGGCUGCUGGGUGGCACACACAGGGUAACUGUGGGGCCUAGGGCCCUGUCCCGCCGCCUGGGUGGGGCUGGCUGUCCUCGUGGGCUCAGGAACCACUUUUGGUACUGCAGCUGCUCCAUUUGCCUAGUCAGGGGAAGCGGACUGUACGUCUCACCCUCGCCCUCCUGCCAUUCUUCUGGUGGUUUCUCCGAGGGUUCUUUGCUUCAGCUGUGCUGGAAGGGGCAUGUUCUCUGCUACAGGGCUCUCACCCCAGCAGGUCUCUGAAGAGCCGCAUCUCAUGACAGCCGAUUAAAGCCAGUCAUUCCUAA
Molecule: messenger RNA, 2876 nt
Organism: Lepus europaeus (European hare)
Lineage: Eukaryota; Metazoa; Chordata; Mammalia; Lagomorpha; Leporidae
Gene: SLC68A1
Product: major facilitator superfamily domain containing 13A
Exons: 9
Coding region: 701-2326 (541 amino acids)
Source: RefSeq, a predicted model, not a curated record